Messenger RNA from Actinia tenebrosa (Australian red waratah sea anemone), 1149 nucleotides. RefSeq lists its product as uncharacterized. Lineage: Eukaryota; Metazoa; Cnidaria; Anthozoa; Actiniaria; Actiniidae. The record is from RefSeq and is a predicted model, not a curated record.
CGAAAAAAAUUGUAAUUUCAACAGUGGAUAGAUAGAUACAUCCGUUCACCUGUUGAGAAAGAAAAUUUUAUCGUUGAGUGACUGAGUACUUCCUGGUGGGAUGUAAGGCCCACUAAAGCGGGAAACACAGGCUUCGUGUCAUUGUGGAGUUGGACGUUUAAAGGGCUCCCCAUUUGGUUAGUCAGUAGUAGCAAAACUUCUCAGUUUUUCACCUAAAAGACAGGAUAAACUGCUUGCUUAAGAAUUUCCAGAACUUGAGAUCUAGUCAUGGUUUUGCAGCACGCUGUAUCGUUUACAAUGGUUGUCUCUAUUUUUUUGUCCAUCUCUAAAAUGGCAGAUACUGGCCCUACGAUGACGUGUCCAGAAAGGUACACGAGGAAAGGCUGUUAUAAAGAUUCUGUAGCAGCAAGAGCUCUACCAGACCUACUGAUAUCUGGACGAGUUGAGAUUGAAGAGUCAUGGGGUAAUUGGGACAUGUUUAUCCAAAGCUUUAUUUGUAGGUGCGCCAUUGAAUCUCGUAAAAGGGGUUAUAAAUAUUUUGGAAUUCAGUUCUAUGGCGAGUGCUGGAGCGGCAACGUGACUUCAGCGGCCGAAUAUGCUGUUCACGGACCAUCAGAUGAAUGCGUAGGUCGAGAUCAGGGAAUCUGUAAAAAGGACACGAGUCUGUGUGUUGGCAAAUCAUUUGCUAACUUUGUCUAUGAAAUACCUCUAGCUCCAACUACCAAACCUCCUGCAAGUGACUGCAAAGAUGUAUUAGACAAGUGCCCACUAUAUGCUGAUCAAGGCCUGUGUAUUGAUCGCUAUCCAGACGUUCUAUCAUACUGUCCAUUCUCUUGUGGCAAGUGUACGGUUUGACAGUGGCCAUUCAAGACAAGAUCUACUAUAAAUAUUACGAAUUAACUCGGGUUUUGAGAACUUUUCAAGUUUUCAAUGUUUGAUGGUAGCGUUAGAUACUAGUCUUCUUUUUUGAACUAAAUUUGGAAGAGCGCCGCUCAAAUCUUUUUGUUCGAGGGCAAUAGUGUCAAUAUCCUACAUACCGACACUACAGAAAAAGGUUUGGGCAUGCGUGCAUUUCAGCACGUUUUUUGAGAAUUUAUAGAAGAGUUUGAGUGAGAAAAUAGACAUUGUUUUCUCCGAGUAUACAAAAAA